Messenger RNA from Setaria italica (foxtail millet), 1007 nucleotides. RefSeq lists its product as uncharacterized. Lineage: Eukaryota; Viridiplantae; Streptophyta; Magnoliopsida; Poales; Poaceae. Bases 33 to 578 code for a protein of 181 amino acids. The transcript has 2 exons. The record is from RefSeq and is a predicted model, not a curated record.
ACAGUAGUUCAGCUCAGUUCAGAAGAAACAGGAUGACAGAUAUGCUGGAGACCACGAUGCUGCAAACUGGCAAUUGCCUACUAGCACCCAAGAUUUUUCAGCAAAAGAAUCAAGAGCUGCGGCGGUCAUCCUCGGAGUGCUCCAACAACCGGAACACGAGCCAACUCGUUCCUGGCGGUGUCAGUGGCGGCGGAAGCUCGGAGGUUGCGGAGACGGUGCGGUGCGCGUGCUGCAGCGUGCCGGAGGAUUGCACGGCCGCGUACAUCCGCCGCGUCCGCGCGGCGCACUGCGGGAGCUGGGUGUGCGGCCUCUGCGCGGAGGCCGUCGGCGAGCGGAUGCGGCGGGAGCCAGGCGCCGGCGUGGAGGCGGCGCUGCGGUGGCACACGGCGGUGUGCAGGGACUUCAACGCGACCACCAGGCUGAACCCGAAGCUUUCCCUUGCCGGCUCCAUGAGGGACAUCGCGCGGAGGAGCUUCAACCGGCGGUCGUCGUCGGCGACGACGUGCCACGAUGAGCUCCGCGCCUCCAGCAAGACGAUGGAGAGGGCCGUCAGCUGCCAGCCCCGCUUCUUUGCGUGAUGUGCUGAUCACACGCACAUCAAUCUUUAUGCUUGCUAGGUCGUUAAGUUGUCCUUAGUCAUGCAGAUGCACCGUUUUUUUCCUCUCACGGAUUAAUUUAUUUUUGGAGUAACAUCUUUUUUUCCUUGAGAGGGUAUUUUAAUGUGUAUAUGUUAUUCAUGUGUAUAUUUUUCUUUUGGUUCAAUAAAGACAGGUACUUCAUUCGUUCCAAAUUAUAGUUCGUUUUGGCUUUUUAGAUUUAUAGAUUUUGUUAUGCACUUAUAUAUAUCCUAUGUCCAGAUGCAUAAUAAUAUCUAUAUAUCUAGAAAACCAAAACGAUUUAUAAUUUGGAACUGAGGAGUAGCAAGUAGCAUCCUAAAAAAAAGGAAAUGUAGCAUUUCUGGUUCAAUUGCACUCUCCAGUUCUGAAAAAAAUGCUGGAUUAUGUAAC